Molecule: messenger RNA, 1931 nt
Organism: Cydia strobilella
Lineage: Eukaryota; Metazoa; Arthropoda; Insecta; Lepidoptera; Tortricidae
Exons: 1
Coding region: 280-1620 (446 amino acids)
Source: RefSeq, a predicted model, not a curated record
CCACACAGCAAAAGAAUAUUUCAAUACGCUUAUUAAAUAUUUCAUAAUAUGGGGUUAAAGGAGAGGAAAAAAUAUAAAAAAAAAACAGUAAGUAACGCGUUUACCCCGGUAGACAUUAUGUUGCACAUGGAGUUGUUUUCAUUCCACUGAAAAACAACUGAGAGAACCAGAGAGAACUUAAAAAUCAAAUCUAGGAAUCAAAGAGGAUAAAACCUAAUGGCUAAGUUUUAUAUCCAUUAAUCAAUAUUUUGACAAUGUCAUCCUAAUGUUUCAAAAGAAAUGUUUAUUUAUUUCUUGCUUUUCCUUAAUUAUAUGUCCAGAGAAUCAUUUUCUGUAACUAUAUUUUCUAAAGGAACUCUUCCUCUAGACAAAAAUUCCGUUGCUCUGCAAUUUUACUUUAAAAUAAUGAACGAAAAUCAUGCUCCAUGUUGGGUAGGCACCAGUUUUAAAAGGUGUUGUUCUAUUGAAAAAGAUCAGGAUUGCAAUUCUAUGUUUCUGUACGGAAACCACGUGCAAAAAAUUAUGCCAGGAGGCCAGGAAACUUUAGUAUUCGUGUAUCCCUCUGUUUUUCAUCACGAUAAGAGGGGUAUUUGUUAUAUUAAAGUGACGUGUAAGUGUGGAUAUAAAAUGAAAAGAAAAAUAUUAGAAAUUCCUUUUGAUACAAGAAUUACAAAAUUAAGCAGAAAAUCGCGAGAGUUAAAAAGGUAUAUUGGACAAAAAAUAAUAAGAAAUUGUGAUUCUAUUGAUGAAGAUGCUUUGGAUGACUGUUCUCCGGUAGAUUGUGGAGUGAAAUAUAUGGACGAAAAACCAUUUUAUGAUGAAAAUGUGAACAAAUGUGUCAGAGCAGCAACAUGUAUUGGAGAUCUCAAAAAUGAUUUACCAACGUCAGCCUAUCUACCGACAGUCAAUUUAUGUAGAGAUUUAGAGCACCCGGUAGAAAUUCAGGACAUCUAUGCCAUCAACAAUGGUAUGAGUAUAGUUACCGACAUACCGAAAGUUGCUUCAGAUUUAAAAGCAGAAAUAGAGUCAAACUGUUCAACUCUGUCCCAAAAAUUAGGUCUCCUUGAGGACAUAGUACGGGGAAAAAUGAAUCCUAAUCCGAAAGGAGUAAAAGUAGAUUACAGCAACACAUGCAAAAUUACAAUACUAUCUAUACUAGGUUAUAUUGUAUGCUUAUGUGCAUUUAUUGUGGCCUUCGUCUGCUGCAUGCAUGGCUUGAAAUGGAUGCUCAUGAAAUGGCAAAAUGGCGAGUUUGAAGAUGAAUGGAGGAACAUGAAGCAAACAAUUCAUAAAAACUGUUCAGGAAAGAAGCAGGAUAAAUGUGGACUUGGUCGGAGUACCCCUCGAGCUGUCCCUCGGACUACAAGCAGAGAUAAUGUCAGAGAUGGGUUGCUCCGUGAUGUUAUCAAUUCUAGUAUACCAUUGGAAUUGAGGAGUAGCGUGAUAGACGUGUGUGGCAGGAUUAAAAGAGAAGUGAAAUGGAAGAAGAGGUAUCGAGUAGCACAGACGGGAACACCGUUCGAGUGCGACGGAGAUGGAACUAUAUCAAGUGCGUCGUCGGCUGAUUCGCUGAGAGCCAAUACAAGUGCCACUAGUGAAGACCAAAAAUUGUUGGAAUAAUCUGUGAAUGUAAGUGAAUAAAUUUGUAUCUGUAUUUUUUUUUCUAUUCAUAUGGACAUAUGUAUUAUGAGGAUAUAUAAUCUCUCCGGUAGAAUGAGUAAAUAAGUGUGUUUAUUAUAGUUACGAUUGAUUUUCAUUCAUUAUUCAAAACACGGAACAGAAUUGGUACCUACUAUCUGAUCAGCCUCGAAAGAAGUCGUAACAAAAUUUGUAGCGCUUGGGUGGCCUGUACAUGAAGGUACAUGCAUAAUACAAAACCUGAUUCAAUAAGGUCAAGAUCCUUCUAGGGCUACAAUUUUAAAUAUGGCAAU